AUGGAACAGAGGUUGGUUAACGAAGGCGGACCAACGAGCCCGCAUGCUGAACUGCCCGGUUCUGGGUUGAUGCAAAGGCCAACUCCAGAUGGUGCAGAGCCAGAGUUGCGAGAAUCCGAGCUGUCCACAACACUCCGCAUGCAGAAGAAGACACAUGCCGUCCCCUUUUGGAUCGGCGCAGCUGCUGUCUUUCUGUUCUCCCUUCUGGUUUUGGGGGGCUGGAAAGCUGUUGCCAAGAGGGAACGACGUCCAGUGGGGCCCCCUGUGCCAACAGACCCCGAGGGUUUGAAGGGGACAUUGGAUGCACUAGAGAAAGCUGCGGAACGCGUGAGGGCCAAGUGGACUUUGUCGUCUGAAGAUGUGCGUGCGGCCUUUAGCUCAUAUUAUUCCCCACGCAAUGUGGCAUCACCUAGAGAAGUGGAUCCCAGGACGAUCCCGGGAACCGUCGGACUCUUGGUUGAUACGUAUGUGAAGGCAUUGAAAUCCGGGCCGUUCCCCGACAAAAAUGCCAGCAAGGAAGAAAAGGAAGAGUAUGCUCUAAGCAACAUGUUGCUAUCAGCUGUGUUGGAUGCUGUUUAUACCCGUCUGGACCAGCUGACCAGCAUGGAGAGCUUUGCAGCCGGCAACCCAGGAAUUGAAGUUGUUCACUUGGGAGUUCGUACUCCCCUCCUUUGGAUGUGCGACUUGGAGAAGGAAGAGGACACAGUUUCCUUUGCAAAGUUCAGUCGUGAUCUACAAGCAGCAGGCAUUGUCCAAUUGCCGCCACAAAACGGUGAAGGGCCGACGGCUCCGGAAGCGCAGGUCGAGCGUUUAAAAGGUUAUGUCAAAUUGAAUAACCUAAUCAGCUCGUAUGACCAGAAAGUUUUGGGGAUAUUCCAAGAGCUGCUCGGUUUCGUGGCGCAGGCCAAGUUUGGGCGGGACAGUGAUGGAAAAGAGCGAAUAGACAAUCUCUACAUCUCCCCAUCCAGUCCCCCGUUUCCCUUCACCCGCUUUGCUCAGGCCGUUGAUCGAAGCUCCAAGAGGACAGAAGUACGGCGCGUUUCCCCUUCUAAUGUACUUGGUUGGAAGGACCACUGGAAUAUGCCGGGCUUGCAAGCUCAGAUUUUCAGGGAAAGAACCAAAGUUGUGGGAAGCGUUUACCUUCAGCAAGAAGAGAGGCGUGAUGCCGUCAGUGGAUGGCUGAAGAGGCACGAGCAUCUCACGCGUCUAUCGCAUCCAUUUACAAUUGCAGUCAGUCUUUUGUAG
Molecule: messenger RNA, 1245 nt
Organism: Eimeria acervulina
Lineage: Eukaryota; Apicomplexa; Conoidasida; Eucoccidiorida; Eimeriidae
Exons: 1
Coding region: 1-1245 (414 amino acids)
Source: RefSeq, a predicted model, not a curated record